Ochotona princeps (American pika) is the source of this 2834-nucleotide messenger RNA. RefSeq names its product synaptotagmin 3 (gene SYT3). Gene Ontology annotation, cellular component: membrane. The transcript is spliced from 10 exons. NCBI's taxonomy places the organism in Eukaryota, Metazoa, Chordata, Mammalia, Lagomorpha, Ochotonidae. The coding region runs from base 631 to 2577 and encodes 648 amino acids. Gene Ontology annotation, biological process: calcium-ion regulated exocytosis; cellular response to calcium ion; regulation of calcium ion-dependent exocytosis. The record is from RefSeq and is a predicted model, not a curated record. Gene Ontology annotation, molecular function: calcium-dependent phospholipid binding; clathrin binding; phosphatidylserine binding.
GCUCGGGGUGAGUCCGCUCCUCCCCUCCCCCUGCCAGGCCGACCCCGGGUGCAGGGGUGCGGGCGGCCCCGGAGCGCGGGCGCUGAGCUGGCUGCUGCAGAGGCGCGUGGCUCGCGGGGAGCGGGGAGCCGGCGCGCUGCGGCACUCUCGGGGGAGGGGCACGUGGCCCUGGAAGUGGCGACCGAGGUGGGGGUGGGUUCCCGAAACACCUGGGUGUACUCCGCCCCUCGCCCACCCUUCCCCAGGGCAUGUGGCACGUUUAUCCAAUCCAUGGCCCCUAAGGACGCAGCAUUGCGGCCAUUUGAGGUCCCUCACCGUCCCCCUCUUCCUGCAGCGUCUUGGGACCCCGGCAUCUUAUCCGCCCCCCACACACACACUUAAAAAAAAAAAAAAAAAAGAAAGAAACCCGUCCUCUCUGCAGCCCGAAUAGGCAUUAAAGACUCCAAUUCCCAUCAGCCCUUGCAGCAUCGGGUCUAUGAAACCGCAGAAGUGCGAGCGCGAGGCCUGCUGGGAGUUGUAGUCUCUAAGCUUUAACAGGCGCUGGUGGGGGACCGCAGGUGGGAGUGGGGCUGCUGGACGCCCCCGGGGGUCGCUCGAGGUCGGACCGCUGGCAGCGUGGGGCACGAUGUGAUGAGGCUUGAGCCGAGCUGUUCUGUCAGCGUCGGCCCUCAGCUCAGACCCCCUUUCACCUUCCGGCGCGUGGGGACGGGUCUGCAGCCCCUUGUCCGCCCUGCAAACCCCCAUGGGCUGCCGCCAGCCGCCGCCUCAACUGCUUCCAAGGACCCGGCAGGGAUAAGCGCAGCUCAGGAUCCUGGGGCCGCCAUGUCAGGAGACUACGAAGAUGACCUCUGCCGGCGGGCGCUCAUUCUGGUCUCGGACCUGUGCACCCGGGUCCGGGACGCUGACACCAAUGACAGGUGCCAGGAGUUUGAGGAACUUCGGAUCCGAGGCUAUCCCCGGGGCCCGGAUGCAGACAUCUCCGUGAGUCUGCUGUCUGUCAUCGUGACGUUCUGCGGCAUUGUCCUCCUGGGCGUCUCCCUCUUCGUGUCCUGGAAGCUGUGCUGGGUGCCCUGGCGCGACAAGGGAGGCUCAGCAGUGGGCGGCGGCCCCCUGCGCAAAGACCUCGGCCCUGGGCUGGCGGGCCUGGUGGGUGGUGGAGGCCACCACCUCGGGGCUGGCCUGGGUGGCCACCCACUGUUGGGGGGUCCACACCAGCAUGCCCACACUGCCCACCACCCACCCUUUGCCGAGCUGCUGGAGCCAGGUGGCCUGGGGGGCACGGAGCCCCCCGAGCCCUCCUACUUGGACAUGGACUCUUACCCAGAGGCUGCCGCAGCCGUGGUGGCUGCUGGGGUCAAACCGAGCCAGACGUCCCCUGAGCUGCCCUCUGAGGGUGGGGCAGGCUCUGGGGUGCUCCUGCUGCCCCCCAGCGGGGGGAGCUUGCCCAGUGCCCAGUCGCAUCAGCAAGUCACAAGCCUGGCCCCUACCACCAGGUACCCAGCCCUGCCCCGGCCCCUCACCCAGCAGACCCUGACCACCCAACCGGACCCCAGCAGUGAGGAGCGGCCGCCUGCGCUCCCCUUACCCCUGCCGGGCGGCGAGGAAAAAGCCAAACUCAUCGGCCAGAUCAAGCCGGAGCUGUACCAGGGGACUGGCCCUGGGGGCCGGCGGGGCGGCAGCUCGGGGGACGCGGGGACGCCCUGUGGCCGCAUCAGCUUCGCCCUGAGGUACCUCUACGGCUCCGACCAGCUCGUGGUGCGGAUCCUGCAGGCCCUGGACCUCCCUGCCAAGGACUCUAAUGGCUUCUCCGACCCCUAUGUCAAGAUCUACCUGCUGCCAGACCGCAAGAAAAAGUUCCAGACCAAGGUGCACAGGAAAACCCUGAACCCCGUCUUCAACGAGACAUUCCAGUUUUCGGUGCCCCUGGCGGAGCUGGCACAGCGCAAGCUGCACUUCAGCGUCUACGACUUCGACCGCUUCUCGCGGCAUGACCUCAUCGGCCAGGUGGUGCUGGAUAACCUCCUGGAGCUGGCCGAGCAGCCCCCCGACCGCCCGCUCUGGAGGGACAUCAUGGAGGGCAGCUCGGAAAAGGCAGAUCUGGGGGAGCUCAACUUCUCACUCUGCUACCUCCCCACGGCCGGGCGCCUCACCGUGACCAUCAUCAAAGCCUCUAACCUCAAAGCGAUGGACCUCACCGGCUUCUCAGACCCCUAUGUGAAGGCCUCUCUGAUCAGUGAGGGGCGGCGUCUGAAGAAGCGAAAAACUUCCAUCAAGAAGAACACGCUGAACCCCACGUACAACGAGGCGCUGGUGUUCGACGUGGCUCCCGAGAGCGUGGAGAGCGUGGGGCUCAGCAUUGCGGUGGUGGACUAUGACUGCAUUGGACACAACGAGGUGAUUGGCGUGUGUCGCGUGGGCCCAGAUGCUGCGGACCCGCAUGGCCGUGAGCACUGGGCCGAGAUGCUGGCCAACCCGCGGAAGCCUGUCGAGCACUGGCACCAGCUGGUGGAGGAGAAGACUUUAAGCAGCUUCACCAAGGGCGGCAAAGGACUGUCAGAAAAAGAAAACUCAGAGUGAGGGGUCUGGUCUUGGCCCAGAGACCCCAUCUCUUCCGACUCAGACCGCGAACUCAUCUCCUCGAAGCCAUAACGUCCGAACUGCCGGCAGGGCAGCCUGGGCUUGCCUCUCCUGCCCAUGGAGGAGUGUUCGGGGGGCAUUUGGCCUCCCCCGUGUCUGCCUUCUCUUCCCUGGGGCUCCCCUCAAGGCGAGGAGGGGCCAUGCAUGUCUGGGGGACCCCUGCCCCCCUCAAGCCCUCCCCCCUGUGUGUCUCUCUG